AUUAUUUAAAUAGUAGUAAUAAGAACGCUUAUGGAAAAUAUGGGAGAUACCGACUACAGGCUUUAUUUGUGCAGCAACUGUUGCCGCCGAUGCCUGUGGAAUGAUCUGUCCCCGGAGGAGCAUCGUUGCAGCCGCUGUCGUUUGCCGUACCAGGGAUGCGCCAUCUGUGACCGGAAGUUCGAGCCAAGCAACAGAACGGAGCUCUAUUGCAAGCGAUGCAAGUUUCAUAUGGUCAAUCAGGUAUCUUCGACACCACCAUCACCUCUGGAUCUUGAACUGAAUGUGAACAUGGAUGCGGAACCAGAUCUGUUUGAGCCACCACGGGAAUUGUCCAUGUCACAGCGCUGGAAGGAUAUCAAGUCGGCAACUGGUAUUCGGGAUGAAUAUUUAAUGAACUGAUUAAACCUUCAUUUCGUGAAUUAAUCCAAAAAUAUAUGUGUAUAUAUUUGUUGAGUAUCAUUAUGAGACCACAUUUAAAUAUAAGUCGCAGUCUUUCAGCUUCAUUGGGCCACUUACAUGUGACCAAACAGCAGCAUUAAGUUUUACAACAAA
Molecule: messenger RNA, 552 nt
Organism: Drosophila innubila
Lineage: Eukaryota; Metazoa; Arthropoda; Insecta; Diptera; Drosophilidae
Exons: 2
Coding region: 31-399 (122 amino acids)
Source: RefSeq, a predicted model, not a curated record